AUGGAUGCUUGUCAUAUUUUAUUUGGGCGACCUUGGCAAUAUGAUGUGGAUGUGACUUACAAAGGCAGAGAUAAUGUGAUGAUGUUUAUAUGGAAUAGUCAUAAAAUUGCUAUGGCUCCUGUCUUACAAUUUGAGAAGUCUGGUGGAAAGAAAGGGGAGAGUUUUCUGACAUUGUCUAGCAGUGAAUUUGAGAUGGAGGAAGCCUUUAAAGAAUCUGAAGUUUUCUGUCCAGUGGUGAUUAAAGGUUUGUUGACUGCAGAAAAGGAAGAUAUGGUGAUCCCUAAGGAAGUGCAGAAUAUGUUGGGAGAGUUUGAAGGCCUGAUUUCAGAUAAGUUGCCCAACGAAUUACCACCUACGAGGGACAUUCAGCAUCAGAUUGAUUUGGUGCCUUGA
This is a messenger RNA of Rosa rugosa (rugosa rose), 393 nucleotides long. RefSeq lists its product as uncharacterized. Lineage: Eukaryota; Viridiplantae; Streptophyta; Magnoliopsida; Rosales; Rosaceae. The coding region runs from base 1 to 393 and encodes 130 amino acids. The record is from RefSeq and is a predicted model, not a curated record. The transcript has a single exon.